Rhea pennata is the source of this 3833-nucleotide messenger RNA. RefSeq names its product ubiquitin specific peptidase 46 (gene USP46). The record is from RefSeq and is a predicted model, not a curated record. Gene Ontology annotation, biological process: protein deubiquitination. Gene Ontology annotation, molecular function: cysteine-type deubiquitinase activity. NCBI's taxonomy places the organism in Eukaryota, Metazoa, Chordata, Aves, Rheiformes, Rheidae. Bases 304 to 1404 code for a protein of 366 amino acids. Gene Ontology annotation, cellular component: nucleus; cytosol. The transcript is spliced from 9 exons.
GCGCGGGCCCCUGCGGACCGCGCAGAGGGAGCGGCGGAAGGGGCAGAGAUGCGGCUGCUCCCGCCGCGCUGCUGAGGGCGCCGCUCGCUCGGCCGGAGGGGAGGCAGGCCAGGCCGGUCCCUCCCGCGGGCCGCCCCGCGGGCGCCGGGCAGCCUGUGCAGCGCGCUCCUCUCGCGGUCGCCCCAGCCCGGAGCAGAAGCCGCCGCCGCCGCCCCUCUCCCCUCCUGCGCUCUUCCCACCAUGAGCGGGGCUGUUUUCACCUUGUAAAGAUGGCGGUGUGGGAUCGCUGCAACCUUUAGACUAAUGACUGUCAGAAACAUCGCCUCCAUCUGUAAUAUGGGCACCAAUGCCUCUGCUCUGGAAAAAGACAUUGGUCCAGAGCAGUUUCCAAUCAAUGAGCACUAUUUUGGAUUGGUCAAUUUUGGGAACACCUGCUACUGUAACUCCGUGCUGCAGGCAUUAUAUUUUUGCCGGCCGUUUCGGGAAAAUGUGUUGUCAUACAAGGCCCAACAGAAAAAGAAGGAAAAUCUCUUGACUUGCCUGGCAGAUCUUUUCCACAGUAUUGCUACUCAGAAGAAGAAAGUUGGAGUUAUUCCACCAAAGAAGUUCAUAUCAAGGUUACGAAAAGAGAACGAUCUCUUUGACAACUAUAUGCAGCAGGAUGCACAUGAGUUUUUAAAUUACUUGCUGAACACCAUCGCAGACAUUUUGCAGGAGGAGAAGAAACAGGAAAAGCAAAAUGGAAAACUGAAAAAUGGCAACAUGAAUGAAACAGAAGACAACAAUAAACAAGAACUCACCUGGGUGCAUGAGAUUUUUCAGGGAACACUGACUAACGAAACUAGAUGUUUGAACUGUGAAACUGUUAGCAGCAAAGAUGAAGAUUUUCUUGACCUUUCUGUUGAUGUGGAGCAGAAUACAUCAAUUACACAUUGUCUAAGAGACUUCAGUAACACAGAGACAUUAUGUAGUGAACAGAAAUACUACUGUGAAACUUGCUGCAGUAAACAAGAGGCACAGAAAAGGAUGAGAGUAAAAAAGCUGCCAAUGAUUCUUGCCUUACACCUCAAGAGGUUCAAGUACAUGGAACAAUUACACAGAUACACUAAGCUGUCUUAUCGUGUAGUGUUUCCUCUGGAGUUGCGCCUCUUCAACACAUCUGGUGAUGCUGUCAACCUGGAUCGGAUGUAUGACUUGGUGGCUGUUGUUGUUCACUGCGGGAGUGGACCGAAUCGGGGGCAUUAUAUUACUAUAGUGAAAAGUCAUGGAUUUUGGCUCUUGUUUGAUGAUGACAUUGUAGAGAAAAUAGACGCUCAAGCUAUUGAAGAAUUCUAUGGUCUGACCUCUGACAUAUCAAAAAAUUCUGAGUCUGGUUAUAUUUUAUUCUAUCAGUCAAGAGAGUGACUUGGCAAACUGUGACAAUGAUGCACUACAAUGCUGCACACAAGGACUGUGAUCGACCCCCAUGAGCUGACUCUUCCACAGACCACAUCUUGUGUUGUUGAACAACAGUAUAUUCAGUCUCCUAUUAAAUGGUCCAUGUGGUGUUGACUAUAACCAUUUUUGACACAUGAAACUUUAUUUUGGAGAGGGGAGUUGUUUGUUUUUUUAAGUCUGACAGAAAAGUUAAUUGUAGUCAGAUUUUAGGGGAAUUUAUAUGGACUAACAUUUACAGAUAAUAAGAUUUGGAUGUCAACUAUUAAACCCAAUCAAGCUAGAGUAGUAUUUUUUAUGGAAGUGUUCAUUGUAUUUAAGGCAAAUUGUUUAAAAACUUUAUGGCUUUGGAGUAUGUUGACUUACAAAGCAUUCUUUUAAAUACGUUCUGACAUGUAGUUACACAUUUUAAGUGUAAAGAAAAAAAUCUGUUUCAUUAUGAUUGGAAUUAUGGUCGCACAGGGGAUUUUGUUACACACUGCUCUGCAAUGCAAGAAGAUAUUCUUCCCAAAUCAUUUAAGCUUUGGGUUAUAAAAACCUUAAGUGCAUAACUCAAGCCUAAAACUCACAUAAAAGGAUUUAAAUUACAGUAGAACAAAGUAAUGUUGUGUGUCCAGUUAAUUAUGUUUAUCAUGAGAGAGUACAGAUGAGGUGAGAUUUCAGAAAUUGCAGAGACCUUGGAUAAGUAGAGAGAGAUGACACAUACGACAAAAAGAAAAGGUGCAUUUGUAGAGAUUGCGCUUAUCUUUCUGUUAAAAUAAUGUAAUACUUUUUUUCAAUUGAGUUUUCAAACUUACCAAUGCUAUUCAUGUAAAACAUAUCCACUAGGGCUGAAAUUACACAGUCCAGUUAAAUAUAUGCUGUUGGUACGAUACAUAGUACAAGGCUCAAACCUGCGGUUUGCUGAAUACCUGUAGGGUCCCAUUUGCAUUUCUCAAGACACAGUCCAUUUCUUAACAACAUGGAGAACCUUUAAAGUUGCAUAGCAACCCUUAGUUUACACACACUCUUAUCUAUUUAUCAUCACCAGCAUUUUGGCCAUGCUCAACAACAUUCGGGUCACCACAAGAACAGAUGGGAGUCAGAAGUGUGUGAUUUCAAAAACAUAAAAGAGCUUAGCGCAACUGUAACUGUCUGUGAUUUUACUGGAUGAAUUUGGCUUGUUCUAAUCACGUACCAGUUAAUAAAAUUGCUGUACACACAAACUGGAAUUUGGCAAAGCAAGAAUGUAGAAGAAAGUAUGUACAGGGUGUAAGAAGGGAUAAAUAGUAGGUUGAGGCAGUCGUAACACUGCGUAACUGGCUUGCUUGGUUUGACCCUUAUACUCUAUUGUAUAAUUCUUGAACUUCAGCGGCCAAAUUCCAACCCCAGUGAAGUCAGCAGCAAAAGCUUCUCGUUGUCUGCAAGGGGAGUGGAAGUUGGUUCUGGUAUUUAGAAGGAAAUAGUCUCAUCUCACAGUAUUUAUUACUAUGUAUUAUAUUUUAAUUCACUCUUUCUGUAUUUAUUAGACAAUGUUGCUUUUAUAUUUAUUUUCUGUUAGAAGCCUGCCUGUCAUUUUACAGCAUGAAACUCCAUUUCAAGAAAUGUUUUUUGAAGCAGAGCUAAUUCUUAUAUUUUAGGGGUUUUUUGUAGGAGAGGGAAAAGCUUAUUUUCAUUGUUAACUACUGUGAAUGUGAAAUAUCUUUUGUUAAAUUAUGGUGAAAAUGGAACAUUAGCUUCUACAGUAACAUAAGUUGAAGAUCAGUUGGAUUUAUUGAUGACAAUUUUGUAAACAAAGAAAAAGUAGCACUUUACACAGAAGGAAAAACAAAACUGGACUUUUCAUUAACAUGAUUUGAGAUUUAUCAUGUUAUAUUGCUGCAAAAAAAUAGACGUAGAAUGUAAUGUUAGAGUACUGACUUGGGUGAAUAAUUGCAGUAGUCUACAGAGAUCUUUCACAUGAAUGAAGGCUGUUCUGUGGGCUCAGGGCAAGCAUAAUUGGUAUGCAAUUCCAGUUCUUUCAUCAACGGGGAAUGCAAAUGUUCUAUCUUUAACACAGAAGAAUGUCUUGCAGGAGACUUCAGGUCUCACUGAGGCCCAUGAAUAUUUCCACUGAAAAAGUAAACCUGUGAUUAAAAGUGAUUAGUAUCAAAUCCUUUUUUUUUUAAUGGAUAUAUUCAUGAGCAUUCAGAAUUUCCAUAUAGAAAAAUGUAAUAAUCGCUUGCCUUUUAAAACAGGAAUGUUUCCUGGUUGUGAAUAAAGGCACUUUAUAGAUCAGCAUUAUCUGGUGUUGGUCAGAGCGUCCAUACUUCACAGUUUACUGCCAAACAUUCUUAGAGUAUUCUUCAGUUUUAAAACGAGCAACAGAAAAUGUACUAUUAAUGUAUCAUUUGAAUGUUUAGGGCUUGUGUUUGUAUGAA